AAAAAGUAAAAUCGUGUGUGUGAAAUUAAUUGGAGUGUUUGUGAUUCUAAAUAUUUACGUAAAAUGUUGAUUUAGUUAGUUUAAAUGUUGUGUGUAAUCUCGGAUAAGGAAUGACUUUGGCUUGAAUAAAAUGGUCUUUUGGGACUUUGUAGAAAUUAAGUCUUGGCUGCAAUAUUUUGGUUUGUGAUCACAAAAAACUAUCACCAUGGAAGACAAACAGCAGGAUAAAUGGCAGGCUUUAGCGACGAUCAAGGCUUUCGAUUUGGGUAUAAACCGCACCAGUCACCAUGACUCCGUGUUCCACCAGAGCAUCCAGCAGAUCGACCUCAUCAACUCCACCACCACGACCCCCAUCAGCCUGCUCGUGCAGUCCCUCGUCAAGCAACUAUGUUCGCUCCUCGAGAAAGACAACCUCAGGGCCAACCAGCUCUACAACACCAUCUGCGAGAAGCUGCACAGCAUGAACCUCAUCGACGACUCCUACGCGAUGGGAGAGUUCGAAGCCAUGAGGAGUCAGUACCAGAGGGCUUUGUACCAACUUGUAGCAGUCGCCAGUGGUUCCGAAAUACCAAUAACUCUCCCAGCCACUUGGCCCAUUGUCCAACCAUCAGGCCUCGAGUGGUCCCGAUACCAUCGUGAAUUCGAAGAGCUGUUUUUCAUAGCUGGCGGCGGUUUUGGUAGCGUCUUCAAAGCUAGGCACAGAUUAGACGGCGUCGAAUAUGCUGUUAAGAAAGUGUUCAUCAAGUCCUCAGAUGUUAACUCGAUCAUGACACAUUUGGCAGAAGUCAAAACUAUCGCAAGCCUCAACCAUCCUAAUAUAGUUAACUACAAAGCCGCCUGGCUUGAACCUAUGAUUGAGUCUACAGUGAAAAAGAAACGCAAGUACAAAAUGGACACAGACAGCGAGGAAUACUCUCUCAACUCGAAUCUUAUAUCGUCAGCUCAGCCGAAUAUACUGACGUCGUUCAAAACUCACAAUUCCAAAGAACUGACGAAACACAAGAGCAUGUCUGACUUCGUGAUAUCGUUCAGGAACUCAAACAGCUUCGCGAGUUCUAAAGAGGAUUUAGACGAAUCAGAUUCUGAGGACGACACGCCCACACAGCAGGAUGAGAAUGCAGUCUGCAAUCUAUUAGCUGAAGCCGAGUUCGAGAACUGUUCCCGAGUGAACUUGAAAUGGGCGACCUUAUACAUACAGAUGACUUACUGCCAGCAGACGUUGAAGCAGUGGCUUGAUGACAGGAACCAGCACAUGACCAUGUCCAGAAAAGGCUCUGAGGAUAUGACUCUCCACCACAGUGACUCUGCGGACUCUGCAAACUUAGACUCUCCAGAUCUGCCGUAUCCUGUCGCUUGGACUCAUAUCGACGUCCUCAUAGACUUAUUCACACAGUUGGUGAAGGGGCUGCAUUACAUACACUCGAGAGGGAUCAUACACCAUGAUAUCAAGCCCAGUAAUGUGUUCGUGGCACAGAACGAAGGGGGCCUGUCAGUCCAGCUAGGGGACUUCGGGCUGGCGUGUCCUCUGCAACAGUCGCACAGUGGUCUAGCUUUGGGAACCCAUUUGUACGCUGCACCAGAACAGUUGGAUGGACAGUGUAAUCCCAAGAGCGACAUGUAUAGCCUGGGCAUCAUACUCUUAGAACUCGUGGAGCCCUUCAGCACCGACAUGGAGCGUGUGAAGACUAUCUCCGACCUUCGCAAAGGUCAGAUUCCAGCUCACUUGACUGCCAACUACCCUAAAAUAGCUCAUAUCAUAGGCAAACUAGUCCAACGACGACCAGCCAAGAGACUCGACACUGCCCAACUGUUGGAAGCACUUAAUAACUUGACUGAAAAUAAAGAUGAAACUAUAAAAUCUUUGAAAGAGGAGCUAGCGGCGAAAGAGGAUGAGAUUGCGAAGUUAAAAAUGAUGUUAGCAAAGUUCAAUUACCAGUGAGAUCUGUCCGAAUAGAAGUGGCAAUGUACUAGCGUUAAUGGUGAUCGAUACCUCAAAUGUAUGGUAAUGGCAAGUUAAAGUCACAUGGCUGUUUGAAAAAGAUUGUCAUUCCCAAGCAAUUGAGUGAUUCGAUCGGAAGUAACGAUUGUAACAUUGUCACUUGGCUGAGGAAAGUGCGGAUGAAAUUGACAUACAUGCGAAAUAAGAGCAUUCAGAAAAGAUGUAAGAUUUUUGGAAAGUAUUAGGAAAUCAGUCAAACUUACACUUGGUCUAACUAGAGAGAUAGAUCAGUUAUAAAAAAUAAUGGAUUGUUUUUUGGGAAACUUUGACUUUAAAUUUAUGUUUUUUUUAACUCAUAAUUGUAUUGUUAAGUCUAUUCUCGCUAAUGAGACUGUCGCCAUAUUUUCCUGUCAUCAAAAUUAUUUAUUGGAUUUCUUGAACACUUAUUUCAUUCGCCCUAGCUCCAAUGGCCUGCGAAGUGUACUUAUUUUUAGCGUAUGUAUGUGUGUGAUAUUACAUUAAUAUAGUAUUUUAAUUUGAGA
Trichoplusia ni (cabbage looper) is the source of this 2481-nucleotide messenger RNA. RefSeq names its product eukaryotic translation initiation factor 2-alpha kinase 1-like. NCBI's taxonomy places the organism in Eukaryota, Metazoa, Arthropoda, Insecta, Lepidoptera, Noctuidae. Gene Ontology annotation, molecular function: ATP binding; protein kinase activity. The record is from RefSeq and is a predicted model, not a curated record. Gene Ontology annotation, biological process: protein phosphorylation. The transcript has 3 exons. The coding region runs from base 206 to 1939 and encodes 577 amino acids.